GUAAUAAAAAUAGGAUUCCUUGCUAAUAAUUCUGCCUUUGUGGAUCCGACCAGAGACUUCAUAAUUUCCCUGUUUUUAUCUUCACUUUCUUCUUACUUCUUCUUCACUGCUUUUAAUUUGUUUCUAUGUCCAAGGUCUAUCACAAAUUUUGAAGCAUCCAGUCAAGCUAGCUUUGUAAGAUAGUCAAGGACGUCAACUUCGCUGCUUCCUUUUCAGUUCUAAUCUCUCAACACUUUUCAGCCACUAAGUCAGGGACAUAACAAUGGAAUACGUAGAGCCUGUUGUCGCCAUUGCAAAUUGUCUCAGAACUCCUGUUUGUAAAUAUUUGCAAUAUCACAGAAAGCUGAACGAUUAUGCGAGAAACUUCAAGACGAUCAGAGAUGAAUUGAAUUGCAAAAUGGAAGAUAUAGAGCUGCAAUUGAAAGCAGAGCUUCUUCGUCCUCUGGGGAAGAUACCGAAGAAGGGAGUUGAAAAUUGGUUGAAAGCUGUGAACGAGAUGAUUAGGGAAGCACAAGUUGUUGAAAACAAAGUCAGUAACGGGAGAUAUCUCUGUCGUGCUUGCAACGGGAAGCUGGUUGAUGAAAAGACUCGAGAAAUGAAGGGAUUUCUUGAUAAAGCUCCUAAUGCCUCUGAAGGUCUUGCCAUGGAUGGUCCAAGUGCUGGGUUGCCGCUGCCAACAUCAGAACUAGUUGGAGAGGAAGCUGUCAGAAAUGAGAUUUGGGCAUGUUUGAUGCAGGAGGAGGUGAGCAAGAUUGGGGUUUGGGGGAUGGGCGGUGUGGGUAAAACCACUAUCAUGAAGCACAUCCACAAUGAUCUUUUGAAACAGCAAAGAUUCGAAAGGGUAAUCUGGGUUACCAUAUCAAAGGAGUUCAAUGUAAUGAAAGUACAAGAUGAUAUUGCAGGUGCUUUGAAGUUGAAGGAAGAUUGGCCCAGAGAAGGAGACAAGCUCAGACGAGCAGCAAUCUUGUCAGAAAUGCUGAAGAACGCAGGAAAGCGUGUUCUAAUCCUAGAUGAUGUGUGGGAUAAAGUCUCUCUAGAGGAAGUUGGGAUCCCCGAGCCAAGUGGCAGCAAUGGCUGCAAGUUGGUGUUGACAACCCGUUCGGAGCAUGUCUGUAAGUAUAUGGGUUGUAAGGUGAUAAAAGUGAAGCCCCUUUCAGAAGAAGAGGCAUUGAUACUAUUCUUGAAUAAAGUUGGACCUAACAUAGUUCAAAGUCCAACUAUAAUGCCAACUCUGAAGCUUGUUGUCAAGGAAUGUGCGGGUCUACCUCUUACAAUUGUCGUGGUAGCUGGUACCAUGAAAGGAGAAGAUAACCCUCUUAUUUGGAAAAAUGCACUCGGGGAAUUAAAAGAGAGAAUUGGGAAAGUUGAAGGAGUGGAAGCUGAGGUAAUCGAGCGCUUGAAAUUUAGCUUCGAUCACUUAAAGGACGAGAAAGUGAAAUAUUGUUUCUUGCAUUGCGCAUUAUAUCCCGAAGAUUUUGAAAUUGAAAAGGAUGAACUAAUUGAAUGCUGGAUUGAAGAGGGAUUCAUAGAUGAUAUGGGUACGAGACAAGAAAUGAAAGGCAAGGGCCAUGUUAUUUUGAAGAAGUUGGAAGAUAAUUGCUUGUUAGAAAAUGUCUCGAGUGGAAAAAUGAAAAUGCAUGAUGCAGUGAGAGACAUGGCAUUGUCGAUCACAAGAAUGAAUCCUCGAUAUAUGAUACAAGCAGGUUUGCAAUUAGAAGAGUUACCAGAAAAGGAGCAAUGGAGUCCGGAUAUUGAGAAAGUGUCACUUAUGUAUAACUCCAUAUCAGAAAUUUCCAUACAUGUGCUGCCCACAAAAUGUCAACUGCUCACAACCUUGUUAUUGCAGCAUAACCCUAUAAAGAAGAUCUCAAUUUCUUUCUUCACAAACAUGCCCUGUCUUUGUGUCCUCAAUUUGUCCUUUACAAAGAUAGAGAGUUUACCAAAUUCCAUUUCUGAACUAAAGAACCUCACAACAUUGUUGCUUCGUGGCUGUGUAGAAUUAAGAGAUCUGCCAUGUCUUGCGAUGCUUCAAGAAUUGAAGAAGUUGGAUCUUUUUGCGACUAAAAUUGAGGAAGUCCCUGAAGGAAUGGAUAUGCUGAUAAAUCUAAGAUAUCUUGAUCUUAGAGUGCGCACUCUGAAAGAGAUACCCGCUGGACUUUUACCAAAACUCGUUCACCUUCAGCACUUGGGUUUUUAUGAGAGCAAUGAAAAAACAAGUCUAAAAGCAGAGGAGAUGGAACCAUUGAAGAAGUUGGAGUGCCUUACCGGACAUUUCAAAGACAUCAGUGAAUUCAAUAAGUUCAUCUCCUCAAUGCAACAAAGUAAGAAAAAUCUCAUCAAGUACUCUUUACAUGUGGGCUCAUCUCUUUUGCAUGCUGCAGGAGAUAAAAGAGUAACAAUUGGAGGAGUCCAGAAUUGGGAAGGUGAGUUAAUUAUGCACCCAAUUGAAAUUCAAGAGUUGCAUAUUAUUGAGUGUGACUAUUUGAUGAACUUAGUCGAUGAUAAUUCUUUCUUCAAAAAUGCGAUUGACUUGAGGGUUUGUAGAAUUUGGUGGUGUGAAGAGAUAGAGUGUCUUGUUCCCCUGUCCUCUUUUGCCUCUUCUUCCGCUCAUCCAUUUCAGAGCCUCGAGGUGUUAGAACUUUCUGAACUGCCAAAGUUGAGUGCCCUUAUUAUGAAUGAUGAAGGAAUUGGUUCAGCAAAAACAUCAACAUUGGCUCCGUCUACCACCUUUUCCCAUCGUAAGAAAAUUUGUGUAGGGAGAUGCUCAAGUAUGAAGACGUUGCUUCCACAUUGGUUGCUUCCAAACCUCCAAAACUUGGAAGAAAUUCGUGUGAUAGAAUGUGAUGAGAUAGUAGAAAUAUUGGGAGCAGCAACAUCAGAAGUUGAAGAAAAAGGGAGUGAUGCAUUAAUCAAAUUCCAUUUUCCCAAAUUGAGAGAAUUGAGACUAAGUAACUUACCAAAUUUGAAGAGCAUUUGCAGCAAAAGUGGAGUGAUGGUUUGUGAUUCUCUCGAGUUUAUCGAUGUUUAUAAGUGUGAUAAACUGAAGAGAAUUCCUCCAUUUGUUCCCCUUGUUGGCAAUGGGCAGCCAUUUGCAUAUGCUCCACCUUCUCUUACCAUCAGGUCAUGGAAAGAAUGGUGGGAAUCGUUGGAGUGGGAUGACCAUCCAAACUUUAAAAAUGUUCUUCGCUUCGACCCCUUUGGAGGAUAAGAGAGAUUUGAGGAAACAUGGCCGGGAUUGUUGUCGGAAUCGUUUCGUUUGGUCUUCGCGAACCUGAAACUCGUCAUCCCUUCUGCGGCAAUGGUUUGGUGAGUUCAUUUUUUCCAAAUUAAAUUAUACAAUUUUGAAGAGUCAAACAAAAUUUGUCCUUGUAUUAUUUUAUAAUUUUUCAUUUUUUAAAGGACUAAACUUCUAAAUUUAUUAUUUUUGGGCUAAAGACUUAAGUCUAAUUAUUUUGAGUUGGGUUAAAUCUCAAAAUUAUACGUGAACUUUGAUUUAACGUGCAAUUGUAUACACGAACUUUAUUUUAGUACAAUUAUAUGCGUGAAACUUUAAUUGUGGUUCAAAUAUAUACUUGAAACUUUAAUUUUAAUUUAAUCAUACACAUUUAAAGAAAUAAACUUAUUUAUUUAUUUUUAUAUUAGAUAAAUAUAAUUAUUUAUGCAUGCGAUAUAUAAACAUAAAAUGAUGUUAUAUUAAUAAUGGUGUUAAUAAUUUACAAGAAUUGGAUCAAAUCAAAAUUUCAUGUAUACAAUUGCACAUUAAACCAUAGUUCAUGUAUAAUUUUGGUACAUAUCCUUUUUGAGUUUGAGUCAAAAGUAAGCAUUUGAUUAUUUUAAUCGGUUUGAUUUUUUUUAAUUUAACCGACUUAAUCGGCCUUAAUAUAGAAUAACUGAACCGAUCGACUAAGAUAUUGUUAACGGAUUUAAUGAAACUGACUAAGAUGUCAUUAAUUGGGUUUGGGUCGGUUUUCGAGUUGGGUUAGGUUAGUUAAUUGGAUUUUAAGUUUGUGUAAUUUAAAUUAUAUCACAUAUUACAAAUAUAUUUAAAAUAAUUUAAAAAUAAUAAAUAAAUAAAUAUAAGUCAGUUAAGUUGAUCGAUUCAAUUAUAAAUUUUAGUCAUUGGUACUCCACUGUCCAAAUCGACAAAACUGAAUUAAUUAAAAUUAAUCAAAUCACCAAUUAAGUCGAUUAAAUCAGUCAUAACUGAAUAAUACUCUUUCCUAAUUUGAGUUAUUUGGAUUUUGUGGUCAAAUUUUAAGUCGGAACAAUUAGAAUUAAGUUCUUUUGAAUUCAAAUUAGUCUAAAUUAGAGUCAUUUUCAUUUCGGAUUUGAAUUUACCUAUAAAAAAUAAUGAUCCAACUAAAUUAAAAUUUAGAUAAUUUUUUAAAAUUAUUUUGAGCAGUUUGGAAUAUUGGGUGUUCGAGCUUCUGGUACUAUUAGCUGGAUUGAUGCCUAAUUCAGAAGUAACUACUUCCUUGAUUGCCAUGUGGUAUGCUUGCCUUUUAGGGGUGAAUCCAGAAAAUCUUUUUGAGGGGGACGAAAUGAAAUUUUAAUUUGUAAUAGUCUAUAUCUUUAUAAUUUUUAAAUGAUUAAAUUAAUUUUUUUUAA
Molecule: messenger RNA, 4608 nt
Organism: Gossypium raimondii (Peruvian cotton)
Lineage: Eukaryota; Viridiplantae; Streptophyta; Magnoliopsida; Malvales; Malvaceae
Product: disease resistance protein At4g27190
Exons: 4
Coding region: 263-3208 (981 amino acids)
Molecular function (GO): protein binding; ATP hydrolysis activity; ADP binding
Source: RefSeq, a predicted model, not a curated record